GAAAAUGGUGAAGUUUUAGUUCUUUUUUAGCUUUUAAUUACUUUUACAUACAUUUAAGAGAUACCUAGUUGUUUGUUUGGUUCUUGGAGUUGGAGCUUGAUUUGAAGCUAAAUAUUGUGCUUGAGUUGAUCAUAUUUUAGCUUCUCUUUUUGCUUUUAGUAACCUUUUAUACUCAUUUUAGUGAAGUUGUUUCUUCUUGGAGCUUGAAUUUGAAGCUAAAAACUGUGCUUGAGUUGAUCAAAGUUUAGUUUAGUUUUUUUUUUUUUUUUUUUAAUUAAUUUUAUGUUCAUUUGAGAGAUACCCAGUAGUUGUUUUGGUUCGUGGAGCUUAAAUUUGAAGCUAAAUGUUGUGCUUAAGUUGAUCAAAGUUCAGCUUUUUUCUUGCUUUUAGUAACUUUUAUGUUCAUUUAAGAGAUACCCAUUUGUUGGUUUGGCUUAUAGAGCUAGAAUUUGAUGCUCAACAUUGUAGCUUCUUUUUUGCUUUUAGUAACUUUUAUGCUCAUUUUAGAGAUACGCAGUUGUUGGUUUGGCUCAUAGAGCUUGAGUUUAGAGCUGAAGAUUGUGCUUGAGUUGAUCAAAAUAGCUUCUCUUUUGCUUUUAUUAAGUCCAAGAUUAGAGAUAACCAAGUCGUUGUUUUGGUUCUUCGAGCUUGAAUUUGAAGCUAAAUUUUGUGCUUGAGUUGACCAAAUUUCAGCUUCUUUCUUGCUUUUACUAACUUUUAUGUUUUGGUUCUUGGAGUUUGAAUUUGAAGUUAAAGAUAGUGCUUGACUUGAUCAAAAUUAGCUUCUUUCUUGCUUUUUUGAGCAACUUUUAUGCUCAUUUUAGAGAUACCCUCUUGCUGUUUUGGUUCUUAGAGCUUGAUUUGAAGCUAAAUAUUGUGCUUGAGUUGAUCAAAAUUAGCUUGUUUUUUGCAUUUAGUAACUCUUAAGUUCAAGAUUAGAGAUACCCAAGUUGUUGUUUUAGUUCUUGGAGCCUUUUUUUUUUUUUUUUUUUUUUUUUUUGUGGAGCUAGUAUUUGAAGCUAAAGAAUGUGCUUGAGUUGAUCAUAUUUAGUUUCUGUUUUGCUUUUAGCAACUUUUAUGUUCACAUAUAAGAGAUAACCAGCUGUUGUUUUGAUUCUUGGAGCUUGAAUUUGAAGCUAAAGAUUCUACGUUUGAAAGCUCAAUCAAGCUCCUUUGUAGUAGAUAGUUCAAUUUUAGUACCUCUUGAAUAUAAUGUAAAUGCAUAUUUUCCAAAAUCUAUCUUUAUGUAGAGAUAAAUGGGAUACUUGCCUCUAGUUUUUGUACCUUAAAUCUCUUUCAAGAAAAUGUGUAGUUUGAGUGGAAGGCAGUAGGCGCGGCCAAAGCAUUACUUGUGUUUAAGACUGAUGAUUACUUCGUCUCUAUGCAUCCAUGAAUAGUAUCAAGCAUAGGCGGAGGUAAAAUAUUACUUAUGGGUUCGGACCCUGUAUUGUAUUAGGAAAUUCAUUUAAAAUGUAUUAAUUGCGAACCCAGUAACUAAGACGAGCUAUGGGUUCAAUGGCAAGUUCUGAACCCAUAAACUUCGAAUACUGGCUCCACUUUUGGUAUCAAGUAAGAGACUUCAGGAAUUUUAGCUUUUUAUGCAGGAAAACAUGAAACAGAUAUUUGAAAUGCCUUGACGAGCUAUUGAUAUUGAGGUGAACUUUAAGAAUGAAGUACCGCGAGGAGCUUCAAUACUUGCGUCAAAUUGAUAAAAGGAAAUUGAUUUUGAUAGUGGUAUUGGUGGCUGUGACUCAUUUAUUUUGUCAGACGUUGAUGCUUCCUUAUGGAAAUGCUCUCCGUUCUCUGUUAUCGGAGAGCAAGAUUCUUCUACCUGAGAAGAUAAGUUUGUCGGUUACAGAAUCUCCUGUCGUCAAAAAAUCUGCAAAUGUUGGUGACAGCCUUUCAAAUUUUGAUAAUGCACAUGUGUUGAUUGAUCGUGUGAAAAGUACAGAUAAGGUUGAUGCAGGUGAAGAUGGCGAAAUCGAUGAGGUAAAACUGCGUAGCAUUCAUUCAGUUGGUAAAGCCCUGGAUAAUGACUCUGAUUUUGUUGAAGAUGCAACUAUUGAGAACGAUAAUCUAUUUGAUGAAGUCGUGGACAUGGAUGAGGAAACUGCAAUGCUAAAGAACGACGAAUCUAAACAGGACCUUUCUUUAGAGCAAGUUGUAAAACCAAAUGGUGAACUUUCAGCAGACUCGGAGUUAGAUGCAAAUAGAAAUAGCGUGCUUAAUGAUACUAAAGCUGCCAGUCUAACUAACUUAUCGUCUGUGGUUGCUUCAAACCAUCUAGAUCACUUGCCAGUGGUUACCAUAAAUGAAAGAAACUUCAUUUAUACUGAUAAUAACAAGUCUUCAACUGGAGAUUCGACUCAACUUCUCCAAAGAAGUCCAGUGAAAAAGAAGAUGAGAUGCAUGUUGCCACCGAAAACAAUAACUUCUAUUUCUCAGAUGGAAAGGUUACUAGUUAGGCAUCGUGCUCGUUCACGUGCUAUGAGACCUAGAUGGUCCUCAGAACGUGACCGUGAAAUUCUGGCUGCUAGAUUGCAGAUUGAAAAUGCUCCACUUCUGAGGAAUGAUCGAGAACUUUAUGUUCCCGCCUUUCGAAAUGCGUCCAUGUUCAAAAGGAGCUAUGAACUCAUGGAGCGGAUUCUCAAAGUUUAUGUCUACAAGGAAGGGGAGAAGCCCAUUUUUCAUCAACCAAUAAUGAAGGGAUUGUAUGCAUCCGAAGGAUGGUUCAUGAAACUAAUGGAGGGAAACAAUAAGUUUGUUGUGAAGGAUCCCCGAAAAGCUCACUUGUUCUACAUGCCCUUUAGUUCAAGAAUGCUGGAGCAUUCUCUUUAUGUGCGCAAUUCUCAUGAUCGAACCAACCUACGCCAGUAUUUGAAAGAAUACUCAGAGAAGAUUGCAACAAAAUAUCGAUUCUGGAACAGAACUGGUGGGGCUGAUCAUUUUCUCGUUGCCUGCCAUGACUGGGCUCCUUAUGAAACGAGGCACCACAUGGAGCACUGUAUCAAGGCCCUCUGCAACGCGGACGUAACAUUAGGCUUCAAAAUAGGAAGGGAUGUGUCCCUUCCGGAAACAUAUGUUCGCUCUGCCAGAAAUCCUCUUAGAGAUCUUGGAGGAAAGCCACCAUCUCAAAGAAAAGUUCUCGCAUUCUAUGCCGGGAAUAUGCACGGAUACUUGCGUCCAAUCUUGCUCGAGCAUUGGAAGGACAAAGAUCCUAGUAUGGAAAUCUUUGGUCCAAUGCCAAGUGGUGUUGCUAGCAAAAUGAAUUAUAUCCAGCAUAUGAAGAGCAGCAAGUUCUGCAUCUGCCCGAAGGGCUACGAAGUCAACAGCCCGAGAGUCGUAGAAGCCAUAUUUUACGAAUGUGUGCCGGUCAUUAUAUCGGAUAAUUUUGUGCCUCCCUUUUUCGAAGUCCUGAAUUGGGAUGCGUUCUCGUUAAUCCUAGCUGAGAAGGAUAUUCCGAACUUGAGAAGCAUACUUCUUUCCAUACCGGAAAAGAAGUAUCUGGAUAUGCAACUAGCUGUCAGGAAGGUUCAGCGCCAUUUCCUUUGGCAUGCAAAGCCGCUAAAAUACGACUUGUUUCACAUGACGCUUCAUUCGAUUUGGUAUAAUAGAGUUUUUCAAACGAAAGCGAGAUGACCACAGCAAAGGAUUGGUAGAUUAUGGUUACAUUUGUUUCCUACUAUGAUGCUUGAACUCUUCAAAAAUGCCACCAGGUGUGUGUGGGAUCCUUCAAAAGUAAGUGCAUUAUUAGGAGGAUCCGAUACAGGUGCAAAAGUACUUUUGGAGAGUUCGAACAACAUAGGUUUCUAGCCUCCAAAAAGGUUUGUGAUAAUUCUGAGAUGAGCUUUUUGGAGGAACUGUUGCCUUGUAUAUUGUAGGUUGUAUUUAUUUUGGUACCACAAUGUGCUUGUUUAAGAAAAAUAUGAACUUGAGACUUUUGGUCUAUUA
Messenger RNA from Lycium ferocissimum, 3951 nucleotides. RefSeq names its product probable glycosyltransferase At3g07620. Gene Ontology annotation, molecular function: glycosyltransferase activity. Bases 1669 to 3639 code for a protein of 656 amino acids. The transcript is spliced from 6 exons. NCBI's taxonomy places the organism in Eukaryota, Viridiplantae, Streptophyta, Magnoliopsida, Solanales, Solanaceae. The record is from RefSeq and is a predicted model, not a curated record.